UUUUUCCUCUUCCCUUCUUUAUCUUUUUUGCUUUUCUCCUCCAGCUAUGCUUCCCAUGUCUUCAGCCUUGAAUGUCACUGCUGCCUUAGGGCAGCCUCUACCUACUCUUCCCUCUCCUCGCUCCCUGGCCUCCCAACAAUGCCCUCUGGCAACUGCUAACCAGCCUUCCCCAUUCCCUUCCCCCUCUACUACUGCCUCAACACAUUUUGAAAUUCCUUUUCCCCAGUCAUCCUCUGGGUCAGCCCUGCCUUUGGGAAAUGCCUCUGACACCCCAACUUUCCUACCAAACCUAAUAGGGCCUCCCAUCUCCCCAGCUGCCUUAGCUCUAGCCUCUCCCAUGAUAGCUCCAACUCUGAAAGGGGCCCAUUCCUCUUCAGUUCCCUUGGCUCUGGUUGCCUUGGCUCCCCACUCAGUUCAAAAGAGUUCUGCUUUUCCACCUAACCCACUUACUUCACCUCCUUCCGCUGUAGCCGAGUCAGGGUCAGUGAUAUCUCUGUCAGCUCCCACUGUUCUCUCAGAACAGACUUCUAUUCAAGUUCCCUCUCAGGUAGUCCCUAAUCCAGAAGGUAUCCCAAGUCCUCCAGGUAGAGUCAGUGCUGUUCCUUCCCACCUUAUAACUCCCUUGGCCUCUGUACAAUCUGGAGUAGCCUGCUGUCCUCAGACACCACCACCUACUACUUCCCUAGCCAUCACUUCCCCUCGGGUCAGAGGUACCCCCAUUUCCUCAGCUCCUACUUCUCCACAAAACCCAGGAAGCUUCAACCUAAAGGGGCCUGUUAGUCCACCUGCUGCCUUAUCUAUUUCAGCCCAGUCUAUGCCUGUGGUGACCUCUUCUAAAAAGACUGUGGCUCCCAACAUCCCCCCGGUUUUUCCCACUUCUUUGGGCUCUUUACAGCAGAGUUCUUUUGGUUCUCCUGUCCAACCUUUAAGUCAGACAGGUCCUAAUGCUCUGUCAGAUCCUACAGUAAAUACCAUUUCUGUAGAUCAUUCUAACAUGGGGGCCUCUUAUCCUUCUCAGAGAUCUGUAAUUCCUCCCCUUCCUUCCAGAAAUGAGGUAGUUCCUGUUGCUGUGGCUGCUCUUCCAUUGGUGGCUCCAGCUUUUCCUCUGGCUGUUGACAAAGGCCCCUCUACCAUCACUAGCAUGACCUAUAACCCUUCUGGUUCCCCAGAUGUAGCUGCCACUUCUUCAUUAUCUCCUACAGCCUCUCUCAAAGGCUCUCCUAAUGCCACUACUCAGCCUUUGGUCGCCCAGAUUCCUGUUUCACCAGAAAGUCCAGGCUUGAAAGAAAUUACUGUUUCUUCUGUUGGAACCACCCCAGUUGUGAUGACUAACCCCUCUACAAUUUCUGCAGCAUCUAUUUCCUUUGAGGUAGCUACUUGUGUCUCUCCUCCAAUUUCAUCAGGUCUCAUGCAUAGUAAAAAACCAACUUCCCCUGCUACCCUGGUUAUGGCACCUGUGACACCCAAAGAGCUUCCUAUUCAAGUAGCAACCACUCUGGGGAUACCAGUUUCUCCUCCUCUGCCAGACCCUGAAGACCUCAAAAAUCUCCCUACUUCAGUACUGGCAAAAUUCCCAACACAAAAAGAUCUCCAAACUGUACCUGGCUCUCCAGUAGGAGCUUCUAUUUUUCCAGCCCAGGCAGGACUCCCUACCAAAAAAGACUCUAGUCUACCACCAUUGACCCUGGCAGCCUCUAAAAAUUUCCCCUCUCCCCAAAGUUCAUCAUCAUCUCUGGAGAUGUCUCUUUCUCUUGACGCUACCCUAGCAAAGAAAAGCCUUGCAGGGCCCCUCCCCAUAGGUAAGCUGGCCAGUGCUGCUCCAUCUCCCCAGAGUGUUAACUCCCCAACCUCUAUAAUCAAUACAGAUCCUUAUGCAAAUCCAGACCCAGAUAGUCUGCUUCUCAAAAGUUCUCUCACUACCACAACAAUGACUGCUUUUCCUUUGGAAAAUUCUGACCCUGCUGGGGUGACUCCUACAACUGCCAAAGGUACCUCGACUCCUACAACUACAGCCAGCCUAGAAGGAACUGUCUCUUUAGCGCCUAAAAACCACCCAGCUAAGAAUGGUACUUCCACUCUUACUACUUUACCUUUGGUUCCUACAGCCUCUGAAAGUUGCCCUGUGGCUCCAGCUGCUUUGGCACUGGCCCCUGAAAUUCCCAAAUCCGUGCCCUCUCCUUCUAUUCUCCCAGCUGGGACUCCUUCAGGUGCAAAGAAAGUUGAUGGUAUUUUUCAUAUCUCAGCAUUGCCAUCUGUCACUUCCUCUCCUGAAGGAUGCCUAACUGAGGACUCUGGUGCUUCUGUUACUGCAUCUUCCAAAGGAACCCUGACUUACCUAGCUGACUCCCCAUCUCCUUUAGGGAUUAAUGUGUCUCAGACUAAAAGACCUCCAACCAAGCAGGGUUCUGCUAUCCCUGAUGCUUCUAUUGGAAAUCUUUCAUCCCCUAUUUGUCCAGUUGAAGCUUCCUUUCUUCCAGUGGCCAGUCUUUCUUUUCAAGGCCCUGAAGGCUCACCAACCAAGAAAAAUUCUCCCACUCCUCCAUCCCCCAAAGGGGCCCCUCCUUCCUCUCCCAAAGGCAUAACCCUAUCCCCCAAAGAGAUUCCCACUACCUCAGUUGUGAUGCCUCCCUCCCCCAAAGAGGGCCCACCUACCCCAUCCUCUAAAAGGGCCCCAGCCCCCAAAAGGGCACCUACUUCUCCAGCUGUGACUACACCCUCCCCUGCAGAGGCUAUAGGAGCCCCCAUUCCCCCAGCAGUGACUCCUUCUUCCCCUAAAGGGACCCCCACUCCCCAAGCAGUGACUCUUCCCUCCCCAAAAAAAGCCACAGCAACCCCAGUUCCCAAAGGAGGCCCAGCUAUCCCAUCUUCCAAAGGGGAUCCCACUCCCCCAGUAGUGACUCCUCCCUCCCCUAAAAAGGCCCCAGCAACCCCAUCCUCCAAAAGGGAUCACACUCCCCCAGGAGUGAUUCCUCCCUCCCCCAAAAAGACCCCAGCUCCCAAAGGUGGUCCAACUACCCUAUCCUCCAAAGGGGAUCCCACUCCCCCAGCAGUGACUCCCUCCCCCAAAAAGGCCCCAGCAACUCCAUCCUCCAAAAGGGAUCACACUCCCCCAGGAGUGACUCCUCCCUCCCCCAAAGAGGCCCCAGCAACCCCAGUUCCCAAAGGAGGCCCAGCUAUCCCAUCUUCCAAAGGGGAUCCCAUUCCCCCAGUAGUGACUCCUCCCUCCCCUAAAAAGGCCCCAGCAACCCCAUCCUCCAAAGGGGAUCGCACUCCCCCAGGAGUGACAACUCCCUCCCCCAAAGAGGCCCUAGCAACCCCAGCUCCCAAAGGGGAUCCCGCUCCCCCAGGAGUGACUCUUCCCUCCCCCAAAAAGACCCCAGCUCCCAAAGGAGGCCCAGCUAGCUCAUCCUCCAAAGGGGAUACCACUCCUCCAGCAGUGACUACUCCCUCCCCCAAAGAGGCCCCAGCAACCCCAUCCUCCAAGGGGGAUCCCACUCCCCCAGGAGUGACUCCUCCCACCCCCAAAAAGACCCCAGCUCCCAAAGGAGGCCCGGCUAGCUCAUCCUCCAAAGGGGAUCCCACUCCCCCAGCAGUGACUCCUCCCUCCCCCAAAGAGACCCCAGCUCCCAAAGGUGGUCCAGCUACCCCAUCCUCCAAAGGGGACCCCACUCCCCCAGCAGUGACUCCCUCCCCCAAAAAGGCCCCAGCAACUCCAUCCUCCAAAGGGGAUCCCACUCCCCCAGGAGUGACUCCUCCCUCCCCCAAAGAGGCCCCAGCAACCCCAGUUCCCAAAGGAGGCCCAGCUAGUUCAUCCUCCAAAGGGGAUCCCACUCCCCCAGGAGUGAUUCCUCCCUCCCCCCAAAAGGCCCCAGCAUCCAGAGGAGGCCCAGCUACCCCAACCUCCAAAGGGGAUCCUACUCCCCCAGCAGUGACAACUCCCUCCCCCAAAGAGGCCCCAGCAACCCCAUCCUCCAAGGGGGAUCCCACUCCCCCAGGAGUGACUACACCCUCCCCAAAAAAGUCCCCAGCAUCCAAAGGAGGCCCAGCUACCCCAUCCUCCAAAGGGGUUCCCCCUGCAAAAAAGGUCCCAGGAGGUCCAGCUACCCAAUUCUCCAAAGGGGAUCCCACUCCCCAAGCAGUGACUCCUCCCACCCCCAAAAAGUCCCCAGCAACCCCAUCUUCCAAAGGGGAUCCCACUCCCCCAGGAGCGACUAUACCCUUGCCCAAAAAGGCCCCAGCAUCCAAAGGAGGCCCAGAUACCCCAUCUUCCAAAGGGGAUCCCACUCCCACAGCAGUGACUCCUCCCUCCCCCAAAACACCAGCAACUCAAGCUCCCAGAGGAGGCCCGGCUACCCCAUCCUCCAAAGGGGUUCCUCCUCCCCCCAAAAAGGUCCCAGGAGGUCCAGCUACCCCAUCCUCCAAAGGGGAUCCUACUCUGUCAGCGGUGACUCCUUCCUCCCCCAAAAAGGCCUCAGCAACCCCCUCCAAAGGGGAUCUCACUCCCCCAGCAUUGACUCCUCCCUCCCCCAAAGAGGCCCCAGCAACCCUAACUCCCAAAGGAGGCAUAGCAUCCCCAUCCUCCAAAGGGGAUCCCAUUCCCCCAGCAGUGACUCCUUCCCCCAAAAAAGCCUCAGCAACCCCAGCUCCCAAAGGAGGCUCAGCUACCCCAUCCAAAGGGGAGACCACUCCCCCAGCAGUGACUCCUCCCUCCAAAGAGGCCCCAGCAACUCCAGCCCCCAAAGGGGCCUCCAAUCUCCCAGCCGUGACUUCUCCUUCCCCUAAAAAGACCCCAGCCCCCAAAGGGGCCUCUACUCCCCCAGCCAGGACUCCCUGCCCCAAAGAGACUUCAUCCAAAGAGGCCCCCACUCUCCCAGCCCUUACUCCUCUCUCUCACAAAGGGGCCCCAUCCACUAAAGAGGCCCCCAUUCCCUCAGACAUGACUUCUCCCUCACCCAAAAGGACCCCAGUUUCCACAUCCCUCAAAGAGGCCCCUACUCCAGCUAUGGCUCCUCUAUCCCCCCAAAAGACUCCAUCAACUCCAGUCCUCAAAGGGGCCCCUACUUCCUCACCUGUGACUUCUUCCUCCCCCAAAGACUCCCCUACUUCCCCAGUUUCAGUGACAUGUACCGUGGAGUCUGUUGCCCCUCAAGCACCUAAAGGGCUUCCAGCAAAGAAGGGACCCACAGCUGUCAAAGAAGCACUUGUUGCCCCAGCUCCCACUCAGAAUGGUACACAGGCCAAGAAGAGUUCUGCUACUUCACCUCUUGUGUGCCCCGAUCCCUCAGCUAAGAAUGGUACUGAAGGAUCCCUUUCCACAGUGGCUCCAGCCCCUCUACUCACAGUCCCUACUCAGAAAGGCUCUUCAAAGCCUGCAAAAGCUCUCCCUGUUUCUCCUGGGAAAGGCAAAGAUUCUCUUCGUUCCCCAAAGAGCCCCUUGGCUCCUCCUGAGUCUAAGGCAUCUACCCCUCUGGCAGCAGCUGCCUCUGAAAAGGUCCUUCCCAAAGGUGUAUCAGCAUCUGUCUCUCCAGCAUCCACCCCACCAGUCUCUCUGCCUCUUACUCCCACCCCAGUUCCCCCUCUGCUUCCUAAACAGCAAUUUCUGCCGUCCUCACCUGGGCUGGUGCUGGAAUCACUCUCUAAGCCCCUAGUCCCUGCUGAUGAGGAUGAGCUGCCGCCUCUGAUUCCCCCGGAACCAGUGUCUGGGGGAGUGCCUUUCCAGUCGGUCCUCGUCAACAUGCCCACCCCCAAACCUGCUGGAAUCCCUGCCCCAACCCCCUCUGCCAAGCAGCCUGUUCUGAAGAACAACAAGGGUAUUUGCCUUGGUUUGCUGUGUGCAUGGUGUGUCGCCCACACCCCUCUUGGGGGCUACCCACCAAUACUAACCCUAGGAUGCGCCGCUUUCUCCAGUGUACCUGCUUGUGUUUGGACAUAG
Molecule: messenger RNA, 5932 nt
Organism: Propithecus coquereli (Coquerel's sifaka)
Lineage: Eukaryota; Metazoa; Chordata; Mammalia; Primates; Indriidae
Product: nascent polypeptide-associated complex subunit alpha, muscle-specific form-like
Exons: 1
Coding region: 47-5932 (1961 amino acids)
Source: RefSeq, a predicted model, not a curated record